Molecule: messenger RNA, 981 nt
Organism: Podospora anserina S mat+
Lineage: Eukaryota; Fungi; Ascomycota; Sordariomycetes; Sordariales; Podosporaceae
Exons: 1
Coding region: 1-981 (326 amino acids)
Biological process (GO): mRNA splicing, via spliceosome
Cellular component (GO): spliceosomal complex
Source: RefSeq, a predicted model, not a curated record
AUGCCUUCACCACCUCCAAAGAUUGCCAUCUCUCUGGGAGGCAGCGGCAGCGGCUCUCAAAUCAAAAAGCGCACCCGUCCCACCUUCGGCAAACGACACCGCGCCAGCGCAAAUGACCAAAACUACGACGAUUCCGACUCUGACAAUUCCCAGAGCGACAAUGGCCGCUCCGGCAGCAAGCGCAACGGUCGCGCCGAGACCAUCCUGACCUAUGGCGACGACGAGUUUACUUCUUCCUCAUUCAGGUCUCGGAAGGACAGUCACAGGGGCAGCGACAGAGAAAGGGACAGUCGCAGAGACAGAGACGGCCACAGAGAAAGAGAAAGAGAAAGAGAAAGAGAAAGAUCCAGAGACAGGGAAAGAUCCUCUCACAACCGGCGGCGACGACGCUCCCCAUCUUCCUCCCAAACCACCGACCAGCAAGACUCCAAAAAGCCCGUCCAGUGGGGCCUCACCAUCAACCCCAAAUCCACCACCUCCAGAUCCUCCCCCCUCAAGAGAAGCCCCUCUCCGGAUCAGGCUCCAAAGUCCCCCAAAUCUCUCAAUGACGAAGCUCUCGAGUCCCUUCUUGGGGCAUCAUCUCAGCCCAAGAAGCGCAAGCUCAAUCUCGAAUCAGAAGACCCAGACCGCGAACCCCAAGCAGAGGACUACGAGGCCGUGCCUAUCGACGACUUUGGCGCGGCUUUGCUGCGCAACUUUGGCUGGAACGGCCAAAUGCAGGGCAAGGUCAAAGAGGUGAAACGACAUGCUGAUCUCGCAGGCUUGGGCGCAAGAAACUUGAAAGCAGGCGAGGAGACGGGGACUUGGGACCCGAAGGCGGGAAUGCACAAAAAGGAUACGAGGCCGGUUCGUCUCAAUGAUUACCGCAAAGAAGAGGAAAAAAAGCGGCAGCGGCGUGAGGAUCAACGCGGGCAUAACAGUUACAGACGUGAGCUAGAGCGGGAAAGGGAGCAGGAACGUGAGCGAGGCCGAGACAGAUGA